Funneliformis geosporum is the source of this 1564-nucleotide messenger RNA. The record is from the annotation of a GenBank genome assembly. NCBI's taxonomy places the organism in Eukaryota, Fungi, Glomeromycota, Glomeromycetes, Glomerales, Glomeraceae.
AGACUUAGAGAUGAUUGUCAUUGGGGGAGGACAUGCGGGCAUUGAGGCGGCUUUAAUUAGUGCUAGACUAGGACACCGGGUGGCUUUAAUCACACUCAGUAAAAAUAAAAUUGGUCUGAUGCCCUGCAACCCCUCAGUAGGAGGACCUGCCAAAGGAAUAGUGGUGCGAGAAAUUGAUGCUUUGGGAGGAGAAAUGGGAAAAGCCGCGGAUGCCACCGCGCUCCAAUUUAAGUUGUUAAAUACUUCAAAUGGAUUAGCAGUGCAAGCCCUUCGAGUUCAAUCUGACAAGGUGGCUUAUGCUCAUUAUAUGCAAAAAGUAGUCAGUGAACAAAAAAAUUUGACGGUGGUUGAAGGGGCGGUUAAAAACUUGUUAAUUACAAAAGGAAAAGCAAGCGGAGUGGAAUUGAACAACGGUGAAUUUUUUUUCGCCAAAAUAAUAAUUCUAACUACCGGCACUUACCUUCGACCAAUUAUUUACCAGGGUCAAGCCAGUAAGAUUGAAGGACCGGCGGGCGAAAAAGAAGUAGUCAAUAAUAUUUCUCAGCAGUUAAAGGAGUUGGGUUUUAGGUUAAACCGCUUCAAGACUGGCACUAGUCCCCGAAUUUUGAAAGAUAGUAUUGACUAUAGCCAAUUCAAAUUAGAACCAGGUACUAAUUUACCUUUGCGCUUUUCCUCCCAAACUGAUUAUUCUCAAUUACUGACUUUUUCCCAGCAACUGCCUUGUUAUCUACUUCAUACUAAUGAGAAAACCCACCAAAUUAUUCAAGCAAACCUCCACCUAUCUCCAAUUUUUAGCGGAGAAAGCAUUGGCACUGGACCCCGUCGUUGUCCUAGCAUUGAACAUAAAAUUCAUUACUUUGCCGAUAAGAAAACCCACCAAAUUUUUGUGGAACCGCAAUCCCAAAUAGAAGGCACCAAGGAAGAAAAAACGGUUUACCUCCAAGGGCUUUCUACUUCUCUACCAGUCGAAGUUCAAACAAAGAUUCUAGAAACCAAACUAGUUAUCAACUUAUUUGUGGCUGGACAAAUUAACGGCACUACUGGGUAUGAGGAAGCUGCCGCCCAAGGACUAAUGGCGGGAAUUAAUGCGAGCCGGAAAUUAAAAAAGCGAAAACCAUUAGUUUUAAAAAGAAGUGAAGCUUACAUUGGCGUAAUGAUUGAUGAUUUAACCACCAAGGAAAUUACCGAUCCUUACCGACUUUUAACUUCUUUGGCCGAACACCGUUUAUUAUUAAGACAUGAUAAUGUUUAUACUCGUCUUUGGCCGAUUACUCGCCAAGAACAACGAGAAUUAGAAGCCAAUAUUAAAUACCAAAACCAACUUGAAACUCAAUUGAAAGAAGUAGAAAAAUUAAAUAAAUACGAAGUUAAAAAAAUCCCAGUGGGGGUUGACUAUGCAAAGAUUGAUAACUUAACCAAAGAAGCUCAAGAAAAAUUAACUAAAAUUAAGCCAAUUUCACUGGGGCAAGCUAGACGAAUAGGGGGAAUUAGUCCAACUGAUAUUCAAGUUUUAAACUAUUAUUUAAAUAAAAAAUAUCUGCCAAAGGGGUUAAACAAUACCUAG